AUGGGUCUUACUGGAAAGCUUGCAGUGGAAAUAGAGGUCAAAUCCUCUGCAAAAGAAUAUUUUCAUGGUUGGGUAAAUCAUGGCUCCCUAUUUUCCAAGGCUCUUCCUGAUGGUCUCCAUAAGUCUGAAGUACAUGAAGGAGAUGGAAAGAGCUUGGGCUCCAUCAAUUCCUACUACUAUAUCUUGGAUGGGAGUACAUUUGCCUCUGCUAAAGCCAAGAUAGUAGCCAUAGAUGAAGAACACAAAUCAAUCACCCUGAAUGCAUAUGAUGGACAUGUUGGAGGGCUUUAUAGCAAGUACAAGGUGAAUACGCAAGUCUUUACCAAGAAUGGCAAGUACUUUGUGAAAUGCACCAUAGAUUAUGAAAAGCUAAGUGAAGAGGUCCCUGAGCCAAUUAACUAUUUGGACCUUAAAACCAGGUUCUGUAAGGGGUUGGAUGCACAUCUUCUUAAAGCUUAG
This is a messenger RNA of Macadamia integrifolia, 459 nucleotides long. RefSeq names its product MLP-like protein 43. Gene Ontology annotation, biological process: defense response. NCBI's taxonomy places the organism in Eukaryota, Viridiplantae, Streptophyta, Magnoliopsida, Proteales, Proteaceae. The record is from RefSeq and is a predicted model, not a curated record. Bases 1 to 459 code for a protein of 152 amino acids. The transcript has 2 exons.